CGGACGAUGAAGCAAGUGAUCGGUUUAGUGCUUUUGGGAUUGAUCUGCAGCAAUGUUGUGCUGGCAGAUGAGACUCCAGCAAUUGAGGUCUCCCAUUCUGGACGUAUUAUCAACGGUGUCGGAGUGAGCAUCGUCAAUUACGGUUAUGCAUUAAACAUGUACUAUAACAAUAGAUUCAUCUGUGGUGCCAGUAUGAUUACCUAUACACAUGCCCUGACUGCAGGAAACUGCGUUCAACCUAUUAUGGGCGAUAUUGCGAAGAUAAUCUUACACGGAGGCAGCACAUCCGCCACCACGGGAGGUGUGUUUUUCCAGGUGGUGAAAAUUGCCCUUCAUGGCAGCUAUAACCCUAGUGCAGCUCCAGGCACGUCUGAUUUCGAUGUUGCUGUUCUAUCAGUAGUUACGAAUGCGUUCAAGGGCAGACUAAAUAUGGUUCCGAUAGCACUUCAAACUUCGGAUAUACCGAUUGGCAGCACUUGCUUCGUGGUUGGAUGGGGCCUCACCAGCAUCAACGGCGUAGCACCAGCAAGCGACUUGCGUUACACCAACAUGAACAUCGUGUCGCAGGCUAGUUGUGCUGCAGCAUGGACACCAUUCCCAGCACAAAGGAUUACGUCUAAUAUGCUUUGCGCCAAAUACGGCAAUGGAGUGGACAUUUGCAAGGGAGACGGUGGUGGUGGAUUGGUAUGUGGUGGAAAACUUAGUGGAAUCGUUUCCUUCACCAAUCCCAAUUGUAACAGUGCCUGGCCAGCUGGUUUCGCAAAGAUUACCUCACCCAGCAUUCGCGCCUUCAUUUUUAGCCAAACUGGAAUUUAA
Messenger RNA from Anopheles moucheti, 816 nucleotides. RefSeq names its product trypsin alpha-3-like. Gene Ontology annotation, biological process: proteolysis. Bases 7 to 816 code for a protein of 269 amino acids. The record is from RefSeq and is a predicted model, not a curated record. The transcript has 3 exons. Gene Ontology annotation, molecular function: serine-type endopeptidase activity. NCBI's taxonomy places the organism in Eukaryota, Metazoa, Arthropoda, Insecta, Diptera, Culicidae.